This is a messenger RNA of Penicillium verhagenii, 7326 nucleotides long. RefSeq names its product alpha-1,3-glucan synthase Ags2 (gene ags2). The record is from RefSeq and is a predicted model, not a curated record. Gene Ontology annotation, molecular function: alpha-1,3-glucan synthase activity. NCBI's taxonomy places the organism in Eukaryota, Fungi, Ascomycota, Eurotiomycetes, Eurotiales, Aspergillaceae. Gene Ontology annotation, biological process: fungal-type cell wall (1->3)-alpha-glucan biosynthetic process. Bases 1 to 7326 code for a protein of 2441 amino acids. The transcript is spliced from 5 exons. Gene Ontology annotation, cellular component: fungal-type cell wall.
AUGUAUUUGAAACGUAUCGGUUUUUUUCUUGUUCACCUUGCAACUUUUGUAUCAUCCUGGCCAUAUGACAAGGCACUCGUCGAGUAUAACCUCAAUGAGAAUCAGACGGCUACCAAUCCAGCCGAGUACUGGGGAGAAUGGCCCAACCACACCUACCACCCAUCACCAGAGAACUGGCGUUUCCCCAUAUAUACUCUUUUUCUCGACCGUUUCGUGAACGGCGAUCCAACCAAUGAUAAUAUCAACGGAACGCUCUUCGAACACGAUCUGGACUCGAAUCAAAUGCGCCAUGGUGGAGAUGUGGCUGGGCUGGUUGACACAUUGGAUUAUUUGCAAGGUAUGGGUAUUAAGGGCAUAUAUCUGGCUGGACUUGUCUUGAUGAAUCAACCGUGGGGCGCAGACGGCUAUUCCGCAAUGGACACCACCUUGCUAGAUCAACACUUCGGCACCAUUGAAGCAUGGAGAUCUGCAAUUACAGAAAUUCACCAUCGUGGCAUGUAUGUGAUUUUUGACAACACAGUGGCGACUAUGGGCGAUCUGAUUGGGUUUGAUGGAUACCUAAAUACAACGACACCAUUCACAGUCAAUGAGCACAAAGCACAAUGGAAGUCAGACCGUCGCUAUGUGGACUACCACUUCGGCAACUCCUACAACCAGACCUGCGAAUAUCCCCGUUUCUGGAAUGAGACUGGUUUUUUAGUUGAUCAGUUUGUUCGUGAUGAGUUGAAAGGUUGCUACGACAGUGAUUUCGACCAAUAUGGUGACAUCGAAGCCUUUGGUGUUUAUCCUGACUGGCAGCGUGAACUUGCCAAAUUUGCAUCUGUGCAGGACCGUUUGCGUGAGUGGGUACCAACUGUCAGAGAGCGGAUCAUUAGACACUCGUGCACAAUUAUAUCCUCGCUCGACAUUGACGGUUUCCGAUAUGACAAGGCCACACAGGCUACGGUAGAUGCUUUGGGAGACAUCUCUGGCGCUUAUCGUGACUGUGCUCGAAAAGUUGGCAAAAAGAACUUUUUUCUUCCUGGAGAAAUUACCAGCGGUAACACACUGGGUUCCGUCUUUCUUGGCCGUGGCAGGCAACCGGAUAUGACCCCUAAAACCCUUGAUCAGGCAUUUCAUCUCACAAACUCUUCUGAUACGUUAUACUUCUUGCGAGAUGAAAAUCAACAGGCUAUCGACGGAGCUGCCUUCCAUUACUCCGUUUAUCGCUCUCUCACUCGUUUCCUUGGCAUGGAUGGUAACCUGGCUGCUGGCUACGAUGUUCCAGUGAAUUGGACAGAAGCCUGGUAUGAAAUGGUGCUCACCAAUGAUCUUGUCAACGCGAACACUGGCAAGUUUGAUCCACGCCACAUGUACGGGGCCACAAAUCAAGACGUCUUCCGCUGGCCGACUGUGGAAUAUGGACUUGAGCGGCAGCUACUUGCCCUUUUCAUUACGACGUUGCACAUGCCCGGUAUUCCCUUGCUGUUAUGGGGUGAAGAACAAGCGUUUUACACCUUAGAUGCCUUGGCUUCUAACUACAUCUAUGGCCGUCAAGCCAUGUCUCCCGCAACGGCUUGGAAAACCCAUGGCUGUUUCCAUCUAAACUCAACCCAGUAUUUUGACUGGCCGAUAAAGUCAGGCCGGGAUGGCUGCCAUGAUGAAGCCAUCACAUACGAUCAUCGAGAUCCAUCACAUCCCAUCAGAAAUACUAUCAAACAUAUGUAUCAGAUGAGACAGGAUUAUCCCGCAAUGAACGAUGGCUGGUGGAUUCAACUGCUAUCUAAUCACACCCAUGAUGUCUACUACCCUGGCUCAAAUGGAAUCGCCACUGAAACGGGCAUGUGGUCUGUCCUACGCAGUCCUUACUACCAAAAGCAAAAUCUUGGCAAAUCAGGAAAUCAGACUAUUUGGUUCGUCUACCAGAACGACAAUCAAACAGUCACAUACGACUUCGAUUGUUCCGACCCCAACCACGCGCUUGUUGCUCCAUUCGCUACGAACAUAACUGUCAAAAAUCUGUUUUAUCCACAUGAUGAGUUGACCUUGGAGAAAGGUCCAACAAAGCUUUAUCUCAAUGGCUCGUCAAAGUGGAAUGGUUGUCUGAGCAAUCUGACCCUUCGCCCUUAUGAAUUCAGAGCCUAUGUUCCAAAAACCAAAUUUCACCCCCCACGCCCUAUGAUCACCAAGUUCACCCCAGGACAUGAUGUUCCCGUGCUGUCCAAAGCACAGCCAGGAGAAAGUGAAAAUCUUCAAAUUGGACUAUACUUUUCCACCGAAAUGAAUUGCAGCAAGGUCACCCAAGGCAUUUCCCUUGAAUCAACGACCGAGACUGGGGAAAUUCCUUCAAUUGACCAGAAAACUAUCAGUUGCAGCGCUGUUGAUCCGGAAGAUUCGCCUCUCACAGGUCACAUACCCAGUGCCUGGGUUUGGACAGCGACCUUGACCGGGGUAUAUAAUGGAGUGCACCGACUGACGGUUAAUAAUGUGACUGGCAGCGAUGGGAGAAAAACCCAUGCCAAAGACCACUUCUUGAUUCGCAUAGGACAGCACGACAAUCCUAUAACCUUCACCUCGGCCAACUACUCCAGCAGCUUGUUGCAUAGACAUGAAAAUGGCACACUUUUCAUUCGGCAACAUGCAGCAGGAGCGGAUAAGUACAGGUACUCGACCAAUUGGGGCAGCACAUUUUCGAAAUGGCUUCCCUACCAGGGCGGUAACCACACGAUCAAAAAGCAGCAUUGGUCGGGUACAAAGGCUCAAGAGUGGGAAGGAGAGCAUGUGCGUGUCGAAUACUGGAAUCGUUUUACAGGAAGCAGCGAUUACGUUCAGCAGGGUGAUGCUCCCGACUGGGAUGCUGGAAUGCCAAGACGUUUCCCUCACCUCUUCUUCAACGGGCCUUUCAACGAAUACGGGUACGAUGCUGGGUUGCCAAAUGCUGUGAAACAAGCCGCAGAUCGGUUAUGGAAAUUCCGUUUCAUGGCCGAAUGGCCUGCGCAGGGUCAGCUGAACGUCUGGGGAAUUAAUCCAAACGGGCAACCAGAUCAAAGCUAUAUAUUUGGGGACUCGGACGGAGAUUCCGUCUUGGAUCGACUUCCCCCUUCGUCGCUGAAAACCACAGCGAUAAAUAUCACACAUCCACCACCUAGUCCACACCUGGCGUGGAGAAUUGAACUUGACGAUGCGACAUUAAAGUUCAGGCUCGUGCCUGCGGGCUCAAAAUACGUUCAGAUGGCUCUCUUUUUCAUGCUUUGGAUCAUUCCUGUUUUAAGUGCCGUGGCAUGCGCGACCGUGUUCAUGAAGACAUUCUACCGGAUCAAGUUCAACCAAGUCGGCGUGAGUGAGAAGAAGACGUUGAUUUCACUGGAUUCAUUCAACAUAUUUAGAACUGAUAAGUCGGAGGCUGGUGGAUCUCGAAGCUUCCUCAUGCGACUUGCAAACAAGUCCAGGUUCUUGCAAAGCAACUCGGCCUUCGGCAAUCGAACAUCUCAGCGACGCAAAGUCUUGGUUGCGACAAUGGAGUAUGAUAUUGAUGAUUGGGCCAUCAAGAUCAAGAUUGGUGGGCUGGGUGUGAUGGCACAAUUGAUGGGCAAGCAACUCGGACACGAAGAUCUCAUCUGGGUCAUUCCUUGUGUCGGAGGGAUUGAUUAUCCCAUUGAUAAGCCGGCCGAAUCAAUGUUCGUCAUGAUUCUUGGGAACUCUUACGAAGUCAAAAUUCAGUAUCACUAUUUGAGGAAUAUAACCUAUGUCCUCCUGGAUGCCCCCGUCUUCCGUCAACAAACAGCCGGAGAACCCUAUCCCGCACGCAUGGACGAUAUGGAUAGCGCGAUUUAUUACUCUGCAUGGAACCAAUGCAUUGCGCAAGCUCUUAAGCGAUUCCCCAUCGAUCUAUAUCACGUCAAUGACUACCACGGUGCAAUUGCACCGCUUUACCAGCUUCCGGAGACGAUCCCAAUUUGCCUCUCCUUGCAUAAUGCCGAAUUCCAGGGUUUGUGGCCAAUGCGAACACAGAAAGAAAAGAUCGAAGUGUGCUCCGUAUUCAACCUCGAUAUAGAUGUUGUUACUCGCUACGUUCAAUUUGGCGAAAUCUUCAAUCUACUGCACGCCGGUGCGAGUUAUCUACGUCUCCACCAACAGGGCUUUGGAGCAGUUGGCGUAUCGAAGAAGUAUGGAAAGCGCUCGUAUGCAAGGUACCCAAUCUUCUGGGGUCUACGCAAAGUUGGGAAUCUGCCAAACCCUGAUCCAUCCGAUACCGGGGAAUGGAAAAAGGAACUGCCUAAAGAAAGCGAGAUCAGUGUGGAUAGCGAAUUUGAACUUGGAAGAGCCGAAACCAAGCGUCAGGCACAGGAAUGGGCUGGUUUACACCAAAUUCCGAAUGCUGAUCUUCUCGUCUUUGUGGGAAGAUGGUCCAUGCAAAAAGGAAUCGAUCUCAUUGCCGACGUUAUGCCGGGUGUUCUUGACGCGCGACCGAAUGUUCAACUGAUAUGCGUGGGCCCGGUCAUUGAUCUCUAUGGUAAAUUUGCGGCGCUCAAACUGGACAGAUUGAUGAAGCUAUACCCAGGACGUGUAUGCUCGAAGCCACAAUUUACAGUUCUUCCGCCAUUCAUCUUCUCAGGGGCAGAGUUUGCUUUGAUUCCCUCAAGAGAUGAGCCGUUCGGUCUGGUAGCCGUGGAAUUCGGCCGUAAGGGGGCUCUUGGUAUCGGCGCUCGGGUUGGAGGACUUGGACAGAUGCCGGGUUGGUGGUAUACUGUUGAAUCCACAACAACAAGCCACUUGAUCAAGCAAUUCAAACUUGCAAUUGAUGGUGCUUUGAACUCCAAGCAGGAAACAAGAGCCAUGAUGCGCGCGAGGUCAGCUAAACAACGGUUCCCGGUCGCACAGUGGAUUGAAGAUCUGGAGAUUUUACAGUCAACCGCUAUACGAAUCCAUAAUAAGGAACAAGCCAAGUCUCAGUCUCAAUCAACAACUGCAGCAUCAGCAUACAAUGCAAUUUACGGGAUGAUGACCCCUCAGGUGGCGGUAUCGAUGAGGUCUAACGCAUCCAGUGGAACUCUUACUCCACCUCUACAGCCCAGUCGACCUGGAACGAUGGGCUCAAUGCAGAGAAAUUCCGUCGUCUAUAGCCGUGAUCCUAGUCCCGGUGUUGAAAGUAGACCGAGAUCAGGUCUCAGUCGGCAGGUGGGCUUCGGAGUUCGGCCCGUAUCUGCUCCCUUGGAAAUUCGGGGGCGGCGAGAUCCUAACAAGAGCGGCAUUGAGGAUGUGGAUGAGAACGGAGAAGGUUCCAGUACUCCAUCUCCAGGUGCCGAGGAUGAUAGUGAUGAUGAGAUCAUGGCUACUUGCUACGGAGAGGACGAUUAUACCAUCGGGCCUGAAGCGGCCGACCCCGGACGCCGGAUAGAUACACCUCCACCAGGCCCCCAACAUACUGGAAUCCCUAUGAUUCGCGAAGAUCUUGCGGCCCGACAUGCAAGUCAACAGUCAGGUCGUUCGAUUGGCACGCCAUCCAGUUCGGCAGCACCCAGCACAACAGGAACUGAUGACACUCUUCUUCCGCCAGCACGACCUUGGGCUGAUGCAGGGAAUCGUCUGAGUAAUGCAUCUCAGUUAUCGUUUGACUCGGUCGUCGGCGACAAAAAGGACUACAAGCUUCAAAAGGUGGACCCAACCUUCACGGACAGCAGCGGUGAGUUCUAUCGCGCAUUUGAAAAGAAACUUGAAGAUCUCAAUGGUACGAACUCCGAUUCCCAGCUGUGUAUUGAGCAAUAUCUGGAGAAAAGCGAAAAGAAAUGGUUCGACCGAUUCCGAGAUGCUCGUCUCGGACGGAACCAAUCUCCAGCGGCCUCUGUACAACUGAAUAAGAACUCGCCAUCUGGGUCUAUCAAUAUGGAUGAUAACACAUCCCAUGACAGUGGAGUCCCAGAAAGGAAAGUAGCCACAGGAGACGAGUUCUUCCUUGGUGAAGACUAUGUUCCACCAACUGGCCUUAAAAAAUGGAUGCAAAUGCGAAUUGGAGACUGGCCCGUUUAUUCCCUGUUCCUAGGUCUCGGUCAAAUUAUCGCAGCCAAUUCCUAUCAGAUCACUUUGCUCACAGGUGAAGUCGGUCAGACAGCCGAGAAGCUUUACGGAAUCGCGACAGUCUACCUUGUGACAUCCAUCCUGUGGUGGCUUUUCUUCCGUUUUCAAAAGUCAGUUCUUGUUCUGACUGUGCCCUGGUUCCUGUACGGUACCGCAUUUCUCAUCAUUGGACUGGCUCAUUUCGAGCCAAAUUCGUACGCCCGGGGCUGGCUACAGAAUGUGGGAAGUGGAAUAUAUGCCGCUGCAUCUUCGAGUGGCUCUAUUUUCUUCGCGUUGAACUUUGGUGAUGAAAGCGGUGCUCCGGUUAAGAAAUGGGUUUUCCGUGCUUGUCUUAUCCAAGGCACACAACAAGUCUAUGUCAUUGCUCUUUGGUACUGGGGGUCGACACUCACAAAAGCAUCGAACGCCGGCGUUGCCAAUAUUCAAGGCAAUAUCACAAACACAUGGAGAAUGACUGCUGUCUGUGCUCCCAUCACUGUCUUCCUAUGGGGCGUCGGGCUGAUAGUAUACUUUGGAUUGCCAAAUUACUACCGCCAGACACCCGGGAAAGUGCCAUCAUUCUACAAAUCAGUAUUCAGAAGGAAGAUUGUGCUCUGGAACUGGGUUGUAGUCAUCCUCCAAAACUUCUUCCUUAGUGCCCCCUACGGUCGAAAUUGGAACUGUAAGUCUCAAUGCUCUAUCAAUCCCAACGCCAAAAUUAACAAAGUUGCAGUCCUUUGGAUAUCCGACCACGCCAAACCAUGGCAGAUCCUCCUCCUCUGCGUGGCAUUUUUCGGUUUCGCCUGGAUAGCAAUCCUGUUCGGUCUGGCCUGGGUCUCCCGAUCACACAGCUGGAUAUUGCCCAUUGUAGCUUGUGGUCUCGGAGCACCGCGCUGGGCCCAAAUAUGGUGGGGAACGUCGGGGAUCGGUCUGUAUCUACCAUGGGCAGGCAGUUAUACAUCCGGCGCACUGGUAUCUCGAAGUUUGUGGCUGUGGCUCGGUGUCCUCGAUGCACUUCAGGGUCUCGGGUUUGGAAUGAUUCUCCUACAGACUCUGACGCGGAUGCACAUUUGUUUUACAUUGCUUGUUUCGCAAGUUCUGGGUUCCAUCGCGACUAUAUGUGCGAGAUCCUUUGCACCUAAUAAGAUUGGACCUGGGCCUAUCUCUCCCGAUAUAACCGCCGGGGCGGAUGCGUUGGCGAAUGCGUGGUUUUGGAUUGCGCUUACCUGCCAGCUUUCGAUUUGUGCUGGAUUCCUUAUGUUCUUCCGUCGUGAACAACUUUCAAAGCCUUGA